Messenger RNA from Diaporthe batatas, 1179 nucleotides. RefSeq lists its product as uncharacterized. The coding region runs from base 1 to 1179 and encodes 392 amino acids. Lineage: Eukaryota; Fungi; Ascomycota; Sordariomycetes; Diaporthales; Diaporthaceae. Gene Ontology annotation, molecular function: 3-deoxy-7-phosphoheptulonate synthase activity. Gene Ontology annotation, biological process: aromatic amino acid biosynthetic process. Gene Ontology annotation, cellular component: cytoplasm. The record is from RefSeq and is a predicted model, not a curated record. The transcript is spliced from 2 exons.
AUGGCAGAUGACACACAAGAUACAACAAAAUGCACGCCUCCUUUCAUGCAUCGGGUCUCUCAGGGCAGCACGCAGAUUCAAGAGUCUCGUGAAGACAUUCGCAAGAUCCUCGCCAAUGGAAAUGGCCGGUACGGCCGCGUCAUAGUUUUCAUCGGUCCAUGCAGCGUCCAUAGUACUGAAGCUACCCUAAAUUACGCUAAGCUCCUCGCCCGAGCCGCGGCCACUCAUCGCGAUGAUCUCCUCGUUGUGAUGAGGGUUUACAUCGAGAAGCCCCGCACGACAGUAGGCUGGAAGGGUUUCGUCCAUGAUCCGGACCUUUCAGAGUCGGUAGCUGAUAGUUCAACGAGGGUCGCUGACCUGUCCAAAGGCCUCUGGCUCUCUCGCCAGCUCAUGCUGGACAUCACGCAACUUGGCCUUCCGGUCGUGACCGAGGUUCUGACGCCGCUGGUCGUCCCAUUUAUUGACGAUUUACUAUGCUGCGGCGUCAUCGGUGCACGAACCACCGAGAGCCAGACACACCGAGAGCUGGCCAGCGGUUUAGACAUGCCUGUGGGCUUCAAGAACGGCACUGAUGGCAGCCUGGAUGUGGCUACCAACGCCAUGGUGUCUGCUGCUGGGCCGCAUUCCCUCAUCACGGUCAACGACCACGGCCAAAUGAUUCAGCAACGGACAAAUGGAAAUGAAAGCACUUUCCUGAUCCUACGUGGCGGUAGAUCCGGUCCCAACUACAGUGAAGACCACACGUACAGCGCCAGCGCCGCCGUUACCAAGGCGGGUCAUGGACAGCCGGGUGUCGUUGUCGACUGUAGUCAUGGCAACUCGAACAAAGACUACCGCAACCAGGCCCAGGUUGCAACCUCUAUCGCAGGCCAGAUCGCUAAAGGCGCACCUGUGGUAGGUGUCAUGAUUGAAAGCAAUAUUAACGAGGGACGCCAGGACAUUGCUAGUGCCGCGACUCCGGAGGGCCUCAAAUACGGCGUCAGUGUCACGGAUGGGUGCGUUGGGUGGCAGGAAACGGAGGUUAUUCUCAAGUUACUUGCUUCUGCUGUCCAGAAGCACCGGCGUCAGCGCCAUGACUGUGAUUUUGACAUACAGCCUUUGGGGAAUGAGCUACAGGCCAAGUCCGAGGAGAUUGAAGUUCACGUGGAAGAGCUUGUGUUUGUUGACAAAAGGAUUUAA